Molecule: messenger RNA, 1014 nt
Organism: Tarenaya hassleriana
Lineage: Eukaryota; Viridiplantae; Streptophyta; Magnoliopsida; Brassicales; Cleomaceae
Product: glycine-rich RNA-binding protein RZ1A-like
Exons: 4
Coding region: 71-670 (199 amino acids)
Molecular function (GO): RNA binding; zinc ion binding
Source: RefSeq, a predicted model, not a curated record
UGAAUUGCAUCUCCUACUGACCGAGGGGGUUGCUUCAGUUCGCCCUUUUCUGCUCUCUGUUGAUUGUAAAAUGUCGGAAGAGCUAGAGUACCGCUGCUUCAUCGGUGGCCUUUCCUGGUCAACGUCUGAUCGUGGCCUUAGGGAUGCCUUUGAAAAGUUCGGCCGCCUUCUUGAGGUCAAGGUGGUUGUUGACAAGUUUUCUGGGCGCUCCCGUGGUUUCGGGUUUGUCACAUUUGACAAGGAAAAAGCUAUGGAUGAUGCAAUUGCGGCAAUGAACGGCAUGGAUUUAGAUGGCCGAACUAUAACUGUUGACAGAGCCCAGCCUCAUCAGGGAGGGUCGGGCAGGGAUCAUCAUGAUGGUGACCGUUAUCGCGAACGUGACCGUUCUUAUGGUGGUGGGCGUAGCUCUGGUGGUGGAGAAUGCUUUAAAUGCGGCAAGCCGGGACAUUUUGCUAGGGAGUGUCCUUCUGAAACAAGUAGAAGUGGGGGGAGAUAUGGUGCAAGGGAUGACAGAUAUGGCGGUGGUGGUUCUGGUCGUUACGGACCUGAUCGUAGUGGAGACCGGUCUGGGGGGCAUAACAAAGAAGGCGGCUAUCGUGGAGACCGUGCUGGAGGUGAUAGAUACAACCGUGGCCCAUAUGAGCGCCCCCGAGCUGGUGGCUUUCACUAGCAUUCUAUUAUGAAGGUUGGAUAUUACUUCUCAUCCUGGACCGGUGUAUCGGUAUAUCCACAGAAAUUGGGGGAUUUCUGGUUAAGAGGACAUUUACAAGCCGAUGAAGAGGAGAGAGAGCAGGAGACUUGCUGCUAUAAGCCUUCAAAAGUUAAAAGGCUGAAAAUCUUUUUUUUUUUUUUUAGAAUUUAUUAAUGUAUCAGAUUUGUGUUGGGUUUAAAUGUUUGUAACUCAGUGUGUUUGUGUCUGUCUAUGCUUUCACUGGUUCCAGAGUCUUAGGAAGUGAACUCUCCGAGUUCAUGAAUUAAGAACAAAGUUGGAGUUUGAUUUAUUACCUGGGAUUC